This is a messenger RNA of Haemonchus placei, 802 nucleotides long. Lineage: Eukaryota; Metazoa; Nematoda; Chromadorea; Rhabditida; Trichostrongylidae. The record is from the annotation of a GenBank genome assembly.
CGUUUUGAUGUCUAUUUGUUCAAGAGGAAUGGAAUUCAUGUAUGUUUGAAUGAUCGUAAUCAAUGAACUACCAAUAAGGUUAACACAUGUUCUGUAAUGAUUAAUCCUACAUUCGAGUGGUGGAAUAUAAUCCCGUGGAUUAGCGAUAACCAAACUUGUAUUCGCUUCUGAUGUGUACUCAUUUUGAGUUUGUUCACGAAGAAAUUGUUGGAAAUCUUCCUCCUUGUUUUUGACGUUUAUGACUUGUUCCCCCUGACUGCCCCAUUGCGUUACUCGGGAAGCUGCUUCCCUGAGUCGUGCUACCAACUGAUCAUGAUCGUCCUUUGCUGUCAUACUCGUGCCAUCGGCUAGUUUUUCCAUUUCGGCCGAUUUCGAGGCUUUACCACUUGAAUGUUCGUCUGCAACUUUGGUCUUCGUGCAAUGCUCUAUCAAGGGCUUCGAGUAGAGCGCGUUAAGAGUGCCAGUGUAGUGAGCAAGGGCUGUACUCGGCGUGACAGAUCUGCUGGGACGAGAUGCGGUCACGGAUGACGAAAACCGACCUCGGCCGGUGGUGGUAGAAGAUGACGUCCUGCUCAAAGCGGAUCUCGAUCGCAUUCUCUGUGCAGCACCUAGAUAUGGUCUAUUUCGAGUCCUUUCCUCAAAUGUCAACCGCUCAAACGGACCUUUCAUAUGUUUCCUGGGAGCUGAGUGUAAAAACACCGCAAUCAGGACGAAAAUUACAAUGAUCAGCAAAGCCACGCCCAUCAACACCAUGUCGCUUGACUCCAUACCACCUGCUUCCACGACUGCUGGCCUAAACUGA